Messenger RNA from Stylophora pistillata, 2675 nucleotides. Its product is annotated as cyclic nucleotide-gated channel alpha-3. The record is from RefSeq and is a predicted model, not a curated record. Gene Ontology annotation, molecular function: intracellularly cGMP-activated cation channel activity; voltage-gated potassium channel activity; protein-containing complex binding. Gene Ontology annotation, biological process: potassium ion transport; monoatomic cation transmembrane transport. Gene Ontology annotation, cellular component: intracellular cyclic nucleotide activated cation channel complex; plasma membrane. NCBI's taxonomy places the organism in Eukaryota, Metazoa, Cnidaria, Anthozoa, Scleractinia, Pocilloporidae.
ACUUCCUCCCGCGAAGUUUUGACAUCGAAUAUAUCGCUCCGGGUCAUGAAAGCAAAAGAUCCACCCAACACGCAAAACGAUAGAAAAAUGAACGAAGGAACGGCAAACAGGACAUCAAAGGUUCGCUUUUCGGCAAACACCGACACUUUCAGCGAGGAAGAGGACGCAGACAUUCGCCACAAGCGACUACUCCGGUACUGGUAUAAAGGAGGUCGAAGAUAUAGUGAGGCCGAAAAAGCGUUCCUUAACCGAGUAAGGAUCCCUUCAGUUGGGUUACUCGGCGAUGGAGAAACAAAAGUUGGCUGGUUAAGAUUCUUCGACCCUGGAGGUGACAGACUCUAUUACUGGCUCUUAAUAGUGUCCUUAGCAGUUGUGUACAAUUCAUGGGUUCUUAUAUUAAGGUCAUCUUUCCCCGAACUCCACAAGAAACACCAUUAUAUUUGGAUAGUAAUCGACUAUCUCUGCGACAUCGUGUACGUUGUUGACAUCUUCGUCAGCUCCAGAACAGGCUACAUGGAAGAUGGUAUCAUGCAAAAAGACAUAAAAAAAAUGAGGCGCCACUACCUUCGAACAUCGAAGUUUUGUAUGGACGCCGCAUCUGUAAUCCCGUUGGACAUUGCGUACAUUUUCAUCGCACACGAACCAGCUAUUCGCAUGAAUCGUCUUAUCAAGUAUCACCGGUUCUGGCUUUUUCUGGACCGUACGGAGAGCAGGACAAGCUACCCAAACCUGUUCAGACUUGCGUCCCUGAUGCAAUUUAUUCUGGUCAUAAUCCACUGGAACGCUUGUAUAUAUUUUAUAGUGUCGCGUAAAAUUGGAUUUGGAAAGGACUCCUGGGUAUACCCCGGAUUAAAGGAGAACGCUAAUAUGACUGAAAUGCACAGGUCUCUCACGAGGAAAUACAUCUAUUCCUUUUAUUGGUCAACUUUAACGUUAACUACGAUUGGUGAGGUUCCACCACCGGAUUCUAAUUUGGAAUUUAUUAUCGUCACAAUUGACUAUUUAAUAGAUCAUAACCAAUCAGAAUGCUGCUAAGGUGGACUUCCAAAAUAAGAUGGACGGGAUCAAGUCCUACAUGCGUUUUCACAAGAUUCCGCAACAUCUUCAGCAGCGAGUUAUUAAAUGGUUUGACUAUCUGUGGAUGAACAAAAAGCAUCCAGACGAAGAGGAACUCUUGCAGUCAUUGCCGGAUAAAUUGAGGGCAGAGUUGGCGAUCCACGUUCAUCUCGAUUCGCUGAGAAAGGUCGAGAUAUUUCAAGAUUGUGAAGCAGGAUUUCUUAGCGAGCUGGUCUUGCGUCUCCGUCCUCAGUUGUUCUCUCCAGGAGAUUACGUCUGUAGGAAAGGUGAGGUUGGCCGAGAAAUGUACAUCGUGAAUAGGGGCAAGCUUGAGGUGGUGUCAGAGACAGGAACCAAAGUGUACGCUGUGUUAGAGGCCGGUAGCUACUUCGGCGAUAUAAGCGUUUUGUGCAUGAGUGCUGCCGGAAAUCGUCGAACAGCCUCGGUCCGCUCUGUCGGCUAUUCGGAGUUAUUUUGCUUGUCUAAAAACGAUCUGAUGGAGGUGCUCGACGAGUACUCGGAAAUAAAGACGAAAAUCGAGAAUAUUGCUAAGAAACGUCUGGAGAAUGACAAACGAAGGACCAGCGCAUUGCUUUCGAACAAACAUGAUAAAAACAGAGCAAGUGAAAACGGAACUGAUACGGAUCCAAGAGUGAAGAGCAAAGUUUUUGCUAAAUUGGAAGAAAGGAUAACGACCCUAGAGAGGGAACGCGCAGAUUUGAUGGAGGAAAUUAAACGACAAAGAGAAGAAUUUUCCGACAGACUGGCAGACUUGGAAACAUCCAUGGCACAGCUGUCUCGGGAUCGCCGAGGUGACGGACAAAGACCAACUUCCAGAUCUUUUGAUUUUGUUUGGAAGAGAAGAUGACUAAACGUGAUUGCUGAAUUUCGAGGUACUUUGACGCUGGCGUUCAAGUACUGUUUUUAAAUUUGCUCAAAUGCACCAUGUUGAACUUACCUUGAAUGAGGAAAAGGUUGGUAAAUUAUACCAGCAUCGGCAAAUGGUAUGCGUCGGCGUGGUAGAUAGGGUCACGUCAAAAGACAUCCUCACCCAUAUGGUACUGACAACAAAGCACACUCCAGGAGAAUUAUGGGCACUUUCUGUUCAUAGCGACCUUAGGUAGUCAGAAGAAGCCGAAGAAAACGUAGGUUAAAAAAAUGAAUUUAUCCUUUUUGUUAGAAUUUUCUAAAUGGCAGGAUGUUUAACUGUCUCUUAUGGCGGCGCACUUCAACUUGAGCCUAACGUAUGCUAGCAGUGUUCAGUUCCAAAUGAAAAAUUUGAACAACUUGAACAAUUUGCCGUCAGCCGUAGUUUCUGUGCUCAGACCAAGCCAAUUAAAAUGAUAUCACGUUGUUGCUUUGCAGAGGACGGCUCUGAAAUUUACAAAGUUUUAAAACGCACGCGCUGAGCUAUCGUUCGGCUCAUUUGAUCUUUUGUCAGUUUUUCCACGUCCUCGACUCGUUGUUGUCGCCGUCGCUGCUUGCUUAAGGUCCCUAUACGAAUACAUUUCGACUUUGGACUGACAUUAGCUUAUCCUCUUGUAAAAAAAAAAACUAACACUCGUAGGAAAGAAUGCCGUGCGCUCUGAAGACUGUCACCGAAAAAAAAAAAAAAAAAA